Cornus florida is the source of this 2447-nucleotide messenger RNA. RefSeq names its product probable inactive receptor kinase At5g67200. Gene Ontology annotation, molecular function: protein kinase activity; ATP binding; protein binding. Gene Ontology annotation, biological process: protein phosphorylation. Lineage: Eukaryota; Viridiplantae; Streptophyta; Magnoliopsida; Cornales; Cornaceae. The record is from RefSeq and is a predicted model, not a curated record. The transcript has 2 exons. Bases 222 to 2189 code for a protein of 655 amino acids.
CCUCUCGACUUUUGUCCACUACCCCACUCUCUCUUCCUAUGCAGUCUCCCCAAACCCCCUCAAACACAGAUUGAAAUGGAUAGCUCAUGUGUAACCUCUGUUGAAGAGAGUGUGUGUGUGAAUGUGUGAUAAGCCACCCAGCUGGCUCACCUCAACUCACCACCACCAAUUGCAUUUUGAAUCACAUUGCUCUGCUUCUCUUUUAAUUAAUUUCCACAAAGAUGAGAGUAAGCUUGCUUCAAAAUGUUCUUCUUCUGCUAUACCUAUGCAACCUAUCUUCUCCUAGUAAUACAAACACUACUCAUCGAGCAUCGGCUGUGAACUUACUGUUACCGUCCGAUGCUUCUUCUCUCUUGGAAUUCAAGUCUAAAGCCGAUCUGACCCACAAACUCUCAUUCUCUCCCAACACCAGUUUCGAAUUCUGCAAAUGGCAAGGACUCAAAUGCCAACAAGGCAGAGUGGUCCGACUCGUCCUCGAAGGCUUUAAACUCGGUGGCGUUUUGGCACCCAACACAUUGACUCGCCUCGACCAGUUGCGAGCACUGAGUCUGCAGAACAACUCGCUCACCGGACCCAUUCCCGAUCUCUCCGAUCUCGUCAAUCUCAAAACCCUAUUUCUCGAUCACAAUCUCUUCUCUGGGUCCAUCCCACCUUCAAUCUCCACCCUACAUCGUCUCCGAAUCCUAGAUCUCUCCUCCAACAAUCUCACCGGUUCCAUUCCUCACUCGCUCACCGAUCUCGACCGGCUGUACAUUCUCCGGCUUAACUUGAACCGGCUCAAUGGUUCGGUACCUCCGCUCAAUCAGUCCUCUCUCCAAGUCUUCAAUGUCUCCGUCAACAACUUAACCGGCGUCGUGCCGGUCACUCCGACUCUGCUACAUUUCGGCACGUCGUCGUUUUUAUUUAACCCUGGACUCUGCGGCGAGAUUAUAAGUAAAGAAUGCCACCCGAGUUUACCAUUUUUCAGUCCUUUUGCGGCGCCACCGCCGCCGCGGGUGGCCAAAACGGAGCAGCUACAGGGGGUCGAGGUUGAGUUGACUCAGCCGAGUCAAAAGAUACACAAAAGAACAGCUGUGAUUGUUGGGUUUUCGUCAGGGGUUUUUGUACUGAUCGGGUCCAUCGUCUGCUUUGCAAUGGCGGUGAACAAACAGAGGAACAAGAAACGGGUGUCGACGGCGGCGGCAAUGGCGUCGGAUUCGGCGGCGGCGGCCCACGCCGCCGCCGUGAUGAGGAUCGAGGAGGAGAACGAGUUGGAAGAGAAGGUGAAGAGAGUGCAGGGGAUGGUUGGGAAGAGUGGGAGUUUGGUAUUCUGUGCGGGUGAGGCGCAGGUUUAUACGCUGGAGCAGCUGAUGAGGGCGUCGGCGGAGCUGUUGGGGAGAGGGACAAUGGGGACCACGUACAAGGCGGUGCUUGACAACCGUCUGAUCGUCUGCGUGAAAAGAUUGGACGCUGUUAGAUUGGGGGGAACAAGCAGGGAGGUGUUCGAGCGACACAUGGAAUCAGUGGGUGGGCUCCGGCAUCCAAAUCUGGUCCCACUUAGGGCUUAUUUUCAGGCCCAAGAAGAGAGGCUUCUCGUCUAUGAUUACCAGCCCAACGGCAGUCUCUCCUCUCUCAUUCACGGUUCAAAAUCAGCAAAAGCAAAGCCACUCCACUGGACAUCAUGUUUGAAAAUAGCAGAGGACGUAGCACAAGGCCUCUCUUACAUCCACCAAGCAUGGCGCCUCGUCCACGGCAACCUCAAGUCCUCCAACGUCCUCCUCGGCUCUGACUUCGAAGCCUGUCUCACCGACUACUGCCUUGCCGUCCUCGUCACCUCCCCUUCCGAGGAUGACCCUGACGCUGCCGCCUACAGAGCUCCCGAGACCCGUAAACCAGACCACCAAGGAACGUCCAAGUUGGACGUCUACGCAUAUGGCAUUCUUUUGCUUGAGCUUCUAACGGGGAAGCCACCGUCACAGCACCCUUUUCUGAUGCCCGACGACAUGACCAGUUGGGCCAGGUCUGCCAGGGAAGAUGAUGGAGGGGAAGACAACCCGUCGGUUAUGCUUCUUGAGGUGGCUAUAGCAUGCUGUGUGACGUCGCCGGAGCAAAGACCGACAAUGUGGCAAGUGUUGAAGAUGAUACAAGAGAUUAAAGAGACGAUCAUUAUGGAGGAAGGUGAAUUGGACCUAGUUACAGGGACGUCUUAGUUAUCAUCAUAUAUACACAUGGAAAGUGAUGAAGAAGAAAACAAAUGUUCUAAGCCUAUUUUCAUUGCUCUUCUAUAUUUUUGUUGUUUUUUAUUGGAUGAUAGGCUAGUUGCAUGUAUUAUGUAGAUUAUAUAUGUAUAUAGUUGAAAUUUGCUUAUGGUGGUAAUAUGGUACAUGUAGCUGAAAACCUAGUAAUCAAGUGGUCAGUAACUCUUGUUCAGUUAUUUUUUUAUUUAUUGACAAAAAUUCAAAUUCCAA